Messenger RNA from Symbiodinium sp. CCMP2456, 165 nucleotides. The record is from the annotation of a GenBank genome assembly. NCBI's taxonomy places the organism in Eukaryota, Dinophyceae, Suessiales, Symbiodiniaceae.
AUGGCGUGGAGCAAAGCGCAAAGCCUUCUUGGGCAAUGCACUCCACGGCAGGUUGGGUGUCUCGUCAUUCGUCGUGGUGAUGAUACCUGGGCAGCUUGGAAGUACAGUGACCGCAGGUGCGGCUUUUUGCCUGGCCCCCAAUUCGCUGAGUGGCGGCUCUUGUGA